GCAAAUACUUAUUUUCAGAAAAGGCAUUUGAGCCUGUCCUGUUGCGGGUCCUUGGGUGAAGUACGGAUCAAGGGUGCAAAAGGGGCGUGAUCAACCUACGCACUCUCGGAAUUGGGACACCCUACGGACUCGCACCUCUGGACGGGAUUGCGCAAUUGAAGGGUGCAAGUGUACGAUUGCAAGUAUUGGGAUUAGGCCAUGGAAAGGCAGUGACAGGAAUAUUUAAUUGCUCAGGGAAAUUUACUGCAGUUACUUAACUUGACCAUGGUAUGUAAUUCUUACACAUUGCACCUUUAACUCAAACCAGCAUCUAUUGGGCACUUUAUGUCUAAUUUCCUUUCCAUGUUUAAAGUGUUUAUAGAGGCAGUAUAGACCCAUGGUAGCCCAAAAGGUGAGCAUUGUGCAAUAUGUCCCCUUUAACUGUCCAAUGCACUGUGUUUCAAUGCAAGAAGCCAAUAGUACAGACAGAAUAGUUUGUACUUUCCACAAGUAUUGUACUUUCUCUUUAUAAAAACAUUAUCAAUUUCUGUGCAAUAUCUGAUGUAAAUGAUAAUGUCUUAGCCAUAACCAUAAGCCUCUACUCAAAUGUUCAGAAAUGUUUGAGCCAUGACUUGUGAUUCAGGAGUGACUUUGCUGCAAUAAUGGAUAAUGUAUGGUCUAUAAUUAAAACCCACUCCAUCAAAGUGAAAAUUUCUUCUUGUCUUGUUUUAGCCAUGGACAUUGGUGGUUUGGAAACCGUUGUGGCAAACUCUGCCUACGUAUCGGCCCGUGGCAGCAUGGAUGGAAACGCAGCGGCUGCCAUGCGAGACAAGAAGAUGCGUGCCAGGCUCAAACUUCCAAACAUCAGAGACUGUCAACACAUGAAGGCGACUGUAGAUUCAACAUUUCAGAGCAUGUGUAUCAAACAGCCGAUCGGCAAACGUCUGUUCCAGCAGUUCCUGGACAGUAAUGCGGCUCACAAAAGUGCAGCAGAGCUGUGGAAAGACAUCGAAGACUACAACACAUGCCUGGAGCAGGACAGGUUGCAGAAGGCUCGGAAAAUGGUCAACACUUACUAUGAGUCAAGUUCAAAGACUUUUUGCAGUUUCCUUGAGGAGAAAGCUGUCAUUCGAGUUAAAGAAGACCUAAAGAAUGUACGUGAGGACCUGUUUAAAGAGAGCGAGAAACAGCUGAUCAAACACCUGGAGAAGGAGGCCUUGGGGGGCUUCAAGAACAGCAUGUACUUCCUGCGUUUUAUUCAAUUUAAAUGGCUGGAGAGCCAGCCCGUAGAUGAAGACUGGUUCAUGGACUUCAGGGUCCUAGGGAAAGGAGGUUUUGGGGAAGUCUUUGCCUGUCAGGCAAAAGCAACUGGCAAGAUGUACGCCAAUAAGAAACUGGAGAAGAAGAGGCUGAAGAAACGCAAAGGAUACCAGGGAGCGAUCGUGGAGAAACGAAUUCUGGCAAAAGUUCACAGUCGCUUCAUUGUGACGUUGGCUUACGCCUUCCAGACCAAAACUGACCUGUGCCUGGUCAUGACCAUCAUGAAUGGAGGAGAUCUCAGGUUUCAUAUGUAUGACGUGGAUGAAAAAAAUCCUGGUUUUGAUGAGAAGAGAGCUCGAUUCUACACAGCCCAGAUCAUCUGUGGGCUGGAGCACCUCCAUCAGCACAGAAUCAUCUACAGAGAUCUGAAGCCAGAGAACGUGCUGCUGGAUGACGCAGGGCAUGUGCGACUGUCAGACUUGGGUCUGGCUGUUGAACUUCCACCAGGACAAGAGAAAACUACUGGAUAUGCUGGAACCCCAGGUUUCAUGGCUCCGGAGCUGAUCCAGAAGAAGGACUAUGACUACACCGUGGACUACUUUACUCUGGGUGUCACACUGUACGAGAUGAUCGCUGCCAAAGGACCUUUCCGGGUGCGAGGAGAAAAGGUUGAGAAUGAAGAAGUGAACCGAAGAAUCAUAAAUGAUCCAGUUUCAUACACACCAAGCUUCAGCAAGGAAUGUAAGGACCUCUGUGAAGGCCUGAUGGAGAAGGACCCUGCGAAACGACUGGGGAUUAAAGAUAAUGAAUGUAAAGAGCUCAAAAAUCAGCCCUUUUUUAAAGACAUUACUUGGGGCCGUCUGGAAGCAGGUAUGCUACCUCCCCCAUUUGUCCCUGAUCCAAAGAUGGUGUAUGCUAAAGAUAUAGGCGACGUGGGCGCCUUUAGCACCAUCAAAGGUGUGGUCCUGGAUGACAAGGACACAGACUUCUACAAGGAUUUUGCCUCUGGUAACAUCCCAAUCCCCUGGCAGGAGGAGAUGGUCGAGACAGGUGUUUUUGGAGAACUGAACAUCUGGGGAGAAAACGGCAAGCUGCCCAGCGAUCUCGACCCAAACUACGUGGAGGCCAAAAGUGGAGCAUGUGUGCUGCUGUGAUGGAAAACAGCACCACAUGUACAUGUAGAUUUGGCAAAAAAUGCAAUACAUAUCAAAACAAGAUCAUACUAUUUACCAAAAAUUAAAUCUAUAAUAAACACGACACUGAAGAGGUUAAGUAACGAAUGAGUUUGCAGCAAAAACUGUACACCUAUCUAUUAGUAAAAGUUAUUGUAUUAUAUGUUUAAUUCUUCAUUUAUUUAUCAAUAUUACAUCGUAUUUAAGCUGUAAUUAUUAGCUGGUUUGAAGAUAAAAUUUGAAAGUAUUCAAUAAAAUCUUGCAAAGA
Messenger RNA from Nothobranchius furzeri (turquoise killifish), 2679 nucleotides. NCBI's taxonomy places the organism in Eukaryota, Metazoa, Chordata, Actinopteri, Cyprinodontiformes, Nothobranchiidae. The record is from RefSeq and is a predicted model, not a curated record.